Molecule: messenger RNA, 5368 nt
Organism: Drosophila busckii
Lineage: Eukaryota; Metazoa; Arthropoda; Insecta; Diptera; Drosophilidae
Product: serine/arginine repetitive matrix protein 2
Exons: 9
Coding region: 1-4851 (1616 amino acids)
Biological process (GO): negative regulation of transcription by RNA polymerase II
Cellular component (GO): nucleus
Molecular function (GO): transcription corepressor activity; protein binding
Source: RefSeq, a predicted model, not a curated record
AUGCAGCUGAAUAAAAUCAAGGCAGCACAAAGGCAAAGAGAAGACAACAAGGAGCAGCAGCAACAGCGUUAUGGCUACAGCAAGCCUCAGCUGACAGCAACACGUCCGAGUGCAAUCAGCAGCAGCAAUCAGCGUUACUAUGAGGACAGCAGCAAAUACUACAGCAAGCAGCUGGCGUAUAGCGCUGCUCCCUCAGCAACUGUUGCUGGCGUGCAUGUGGUGGAGCAUGUGGUGAAUCCCAGCAAUGCAUUGCUCAGCGAGCAGCAGCCAAGUCCCAACUAUGCGCGCAAGUGUCCGCAGCACUAUGAGCCGCCCACAGAGCAGCGCAGCGCUGCCACAACUGCCACGCCCACGCACAGUCAACAGCAACAGUUGAGAAGCGCAAAUGAUGUGGUGAGACGGGACAGCGGUAGCUUGGACUACAGACGCAGUGCGUCAGGCUAUGGCACAAACAGCAGCAGCAGCAGUUACUAUGGCAAAACGCUGGCAGAGCAGCCGCCCGCCUUGCCACGCGCCUCGCUCUAUAAUAAUCCCUACAAUGCAGCAGCAGCCACUGAGAAACAGCAGCAGAUGUCAGCGGUAGCGCCACCGCCGCCGCCAGCAGCAGCAACUCAAGCUGCAGCGCCACAUGGUUAUCCCACCAAGUAUGGCAAGUUGCUGCCACCACAGCCACAACAAUCAGCACGCAGUUCCUCUAGUUAUGCCACAUAUUAUCACCAUGGCGCGCCCUCGCCAGCUGCCGCCCAAGUGGCCUCGCCCACGCCCGCCCAACAGCUCUACAAUCAUACGCCACCGCCCACUGCCCCCAGCGCUUCCGCCUGCUCCUCAGCAGGAGCCGCCGCCGCCGCCAGCAGCAGCAGCAGCAGCAACAAUUACUCAACGCUCCAGGUUUAUGCGCAUGGUCCGGACAUUUGCUGCCAGCCCGCAGCAGCGUCAAGCAUCAAGGCCACGCUGCCCGUGGCCACGCCCCUCAGCAGCAGUAAAAAGAGCACGCCCACAGCCAAGCCAAAUUAUCGCGAACUGAUCAAAUCCUUUCAACGCAGCACGGCCAACGAGGAGGAGCUCAAUCGGCAGAUUAUCGAGCGUGCGCUCAAAAUGGAAGCGCCCGCGCCUGCAGCUGCGAUUGUGUCCGCACCCGCGCCCGCUCCCGUUCCCAUGCCAGCGCCCGUUAUACAGCAGCUGUCACGCCCAAUGCCAACGCCGCCCGCCGCACACUCGCCACUGGAUCUGUCUAUGCGCACGGUCAAGCAGACCGCCGACUCCACGGACUACAAGUACCAAGCGCCGCCGCCGCCGUCGCUCUCGAGCUCCAACCAAAGCCUAGCCACGGGCUUGGGUCUACCUCGCUUCGACAUUACGCCGAACUUUGCGCGCAGCAGCAACGGCAACGGCAGCAGCAGCGCUGCCACCGCUGUCAUCCGCCAGGCACCAUCGAGUGUUGUCGCUGCCUCGCCGCUGAUAAUCAAAGCCGCCCAGCAACAACGUCCCAGUGUGCUGGAGACCAAUCCCUUUGCCAAGCGCCAACUGCCCGCCGAGACAAGCCUGAGCAACAAUUGCUGCCCAGCGCCUGCAACAACAACAACAGCAGCAGCAGCAACAGCAACAAUUGUUGCCAACACAACAGCAGCAGCAGCAGCUGCACCCAAUCACUUGGGACGCAAGCGUUAUCUGGAGAACUAUUUGGCUGCAGCGGCGGCCAAACAGACGCGACUAUCGGAGGAGUCCAGCAGCAGCAGCAGCAUCGCCGCCGCCGCCGCCGCUGCAUUGACUGUGCCCGUCAUAGUCUGUGCGCCGUCCAAGGCGGAGGCUGCAGUGCAGCCCAAGCUGGAGCCACGCAUACGCACCAAAGCGGAGCUCAAAGGAUUUACGUUUACGCCGCCCGUGCUAGCGCCCGCCAGUUCCACAACAACAGUCAGCGCUGUGGAGACACCAGCGGUGAAGCCGCCCAUACAAAUCAAGCUGGAGCCAGAGCUGGACAUGGAGCAGCCCAACUUCAAUAGUCACAAUCUGCUCGACUGGGGCAAUGCCUGCAACAAUCUAGUGGAGCAGCUGAUGCACAAGGUGCUGCCGCCCAAAACGCCACCACAAGCAGUGGCAGCAACAGCAGCACCAGCAGCAGCAGCAGCAAUUGUCUUGCCCAUCAGCAGCAGCGUCAAGUUGGAACUAAGUGAGGACGAUUUACCUGUGGCGCGCAUACUCAAGCGUCAGCCUGUUAUACAAGCUGUGGAUGCGGAGUCCACGACAACGCAGCUGACGACCACCACCAAUAAUACGAACAAUGGCUUGGGCCAGAAGAAGCUCAGCAAGGCAAGAGAGGCGAAGAGCCUGCUAGUCAAGGGCAAGGGAAGGGUGAGGACCCAGCAGCUGAGCAGCGAUGAGGAGCAAGAGCAGGAUGAGGCCAACAGCAGCAGCAACCAAAAGAGCAAACUGAAGCGCAAGGGCAAGCAGCUGACAAAGGCGCAAGAGAAGGAGAAAGCGAGCAAGCAGCUGCCCAGUGAGAGCAGCAGCAGCAGUAGCAGCAGCAGCAGCAAUAGCAGCAGCCAAAGCACCAGCAGCAGCAGCGAAGAUGCAGCUGAGGAGCAAAGAGUCAAGAGCAAACCAAAAGGAGCGCAGCUUAAGAAUCGCAUCGCUUUGAAUACCAUGACACGCUCGAAGCGCAAGAAGGAGCUCGAGCUGCAGUUGGCCAACAGCAAAGUGUUGCGCAAUGACAAAAUCAUACGCAACUCAACGACGAAGAUUAAGCGGAAAUAUGUGCGUAAGUUAGUACCUGAUAGCAAGAAGGAGAUGAUUGGUGACAGACUGGCAAAAGCCGGCAGGGCGUCGCCAGGCAGGAGAGCUGAGGGCCUGGAAGAGCGCGGCCGCAACGUCGGUUUGAAGCACCAGAGCAAUGUUGUGCUGCCUGAUGAUGCCAAGCGGCAUUUCAGCAUCUUCGACACCAAAGUGCUGCAAAGCAAAACGCGCCACGAGUCCAAGCUGCAGCAGCGUCGCGAAAUCAUACGCGAGAUAUUUGUGGGCAGCGAGCGUCCCGCCUCAGCGCCGCCAGAAUGCGCCAAGGAGCAGCAGUCGACGGUUGUUGAUGAUGACGACGAGGGCUCCGCACUUAGCUACCAACAAUACGAAGAGUUUCUGGAGCAAAUGAAUCGCAUUGUCAGCGCCAACAACAACAAGCUAACGCGUCAUAGUCUGCCCGCCACAAAUAGUCCAGACGCCGCCACGCCCACCACGACCGCCAGCACGCACUGCGCGCACAAGCGCAAAUAUCUGCGUCGCAAAGGCAGCUCCGGCUUCGAUUACAUACGCAAGAAGAAACGUCCCGCCGCCCAGCAGAGCAGCAACUCCACGAACAACAACAACAACCACAGCAACGCCAGUGAGCAAACCUGCCUUGCAGCUGUGGCUGCAGCUGAUGCUGCCGCUGCCGCUGCUGCUUUGAUGGAUGAGGACACCGACAGCACCAUAGCGGGCAGCAGCUCCGCCCUACAUGCGCCGCUCAAGAUCAAAACCGAGCACGAUGUCUGCCGUGAGAUACAGAAGUGGGUGCUGAACAAGGGCGUGGGCCAGAGCACGAUGCACAAGGCGGCGCGUCAAGGUCUCAUCGAUGUGGUGGUCUACUGCCUGGACCGCAUGGGCAUGAAUCCCGAUCAGAAGGAUAAUGCUGGCUAUACGCCGCUGCAUGAGGCCUGCACCCAAGGCUGGCUGGAGAUCGCACGCAUCUUGCUACAGUUUGGUGCCAAUCACUCGGAGGCAGCCCAGUCGGGCAUUCGGCCACUGCAUGGCGCCAUCGAGAACGAUCACGAGGAGGUGGUGCGUCUGCUGUUGGCAUAUGGCGCCGAUCCGUUGCUGGCAACGUACUCAGGUCAAACUCCACUGGCAUUAGCUUCAAGCUCUUUGAUGCGCAGCAUAUUGCGCACAUAUCUCAGCGAUGCACAAAGUGCCGCCGCUGAUAUUAAGCCCAUAAGAUUUCCAGGACCCUGGGAGUUAUUUGAUGCAAAGGAAAAUGGUUUUGAUAUAUUCGAUAAUGUACCGCAUACAGCUUGUGAUAAGAGCCGAGCUCUACGUAGAGAAAGGAUUAAUCGAAGGCGCAGCAAUGCGAGCAAUGCAACAAAGCCCAUAAGUAAUAGCAACAAUAACAAUAAUAGCAAUAGCAACAACAACAAUAACAAUCACAAUAGUGCAACAAAUGGCUUGUUGCUUGCAACUACAAUCAAACAAAAUGGGGAGACGAGUGCAAAGACUGCAACUACAACAGGAGCAACAACAAUGGUUAAGGUUGAGCCAGGCGCUGAGGAUAGCAAUAAUAACAAAAACAACGAUGAAAUAAGCAUUGAGCAUAAUGUAACGAGUGUUGUGAAUGUCAAGAAUGAGGUUAAACUAGAACCGCAGGAGAUUGACGAGCUAACGCAGGAUCAUGAGCAGGAGCAGGAGCAGGACAACGAGGAGCAAUAUGAUAAUAACGAGGAGCAUGAUGACGAUGCGUUGAGUAACGAAUUGAAUGGUGAUAUUUUUGAAUUUGAAGAGGCCGAUGUGCCCUUGCCGCCACUGUACUUGCUCAAAGAUGAGGGCAGUGAUAAAUGGGUACUCUUAAAUGAUUUGUGCAAUUUACUUAAAGUCAAAUCCAAGGACACGCUGCUCAAUAAGAUCUGCCCCAACAACCAGACGCUGGCGACUACACAGAAGCAACUGCUGCGGGAAUUCAAAUUCGAUGACUUUCUGGAGCAGGCCACCUGUCUGCAGCUGCUGUGCGCCGGCGAGAAGCUGAAUAUACUUAGCUCCUCCAAGGUUGUGCUCAUCAGAUACAAUGAGAGCGUCAGAAAUCUAUUGGGCGUUAAGGCCAUUUUAAUGAAAUUUUAGUACGAAACAACAAGAAUUUUACUGCACUAGCAAAUAUGUUUUAGCAAGCGUAAAUAUGCAUACACAUACUAUAUUUAUAUACGAUAUGUAUCUUAUAACUAUAUGAAGAAUAUGUGUACUGUAGCUAUUAAUUUUAGUGCGUCAGCUUGAGGUCUUUGUCUUUGCAAAAGGCAAAGUCUUUCUUUUAUAUAAAACAAUUUAGAGCUAAGACAAAGUGAUACAAAGGUGCUAUACACACACACACACACACACUCAACAUUGAUGAAAAUGAAAAGAAAAACUGCAUAAUGUUUAUAAAGAGGUACGAGCAACGCGCAUCGGUUGAGCACCCGAUAAAGCCAGCUAAAUAAGCUAAUCUAAAUACUAUAUUUUAGACAUAAUUGUAUAAUGUAAUCUAUGGUUUUAAACGAAACAACAAAUUAGCAACAAACAAAAAUCAUACAACAAUUUGUAAAGUCUAAUUCUAAGUAAAGCAACAAAGGCGUAUUUAUGUAUUAUGUAUUUUUAAAUGAAAUUA